AGAUUUUAUAUCGGCAGCAUCUAGUCAGGCGGCUGUGCUCGUCGGCAAGGAGUGCUCCAGUACACUCUCGCCUGCCGAUAGCCCGACACGCGUGCAGCAAUGUAUAAAGUAAUAGCGCUCGUAAUAUUAUGCGCGUCCACAUUUGCCGCCAAACAUCAGUGCAAUCACAGAUCGGCGUUGAUCAUACUGAAAAGGCCCACAUACGAUUUCUCAGUGAAACUAUUGGAUAGAGUUACACAAGCUAACGAUGGACACUUCGUGUACUCGCCUAUAUCGACAUGGCUCCAACUAUUGACUCUCGCCGAAGGUGCUCACGGGCAGACGCUCAAGGAAAUCUGGAAUGUAACUAAACAUCACAGGCUAAAAUGCUUCAGAAGAAAAUGGAGAGCUAUACUCAACCGGGUGGACAAAGAUCUGAAGUCGGUAUCCAAAAGAAGGGGUUUCAUGAUAAUAGAUAAGUUGAUGAACGUAAAAAAAACAUAUGUGGCCGAAGUGGAAAGGCUAAGGUCCUUGCAGGUGCUGUUAUUAGACUUCAAUUACCCUGUGACCGCGGCCGAUAUAGCUAAUAAGCAAGUGGAGAGCGCAACUAACGGCGUCAUAGCGGAUGCUUUUACACCUUACGAUUUUAACUCUACCGUACUCCUCAUGGCUGAUACAUCAUACUACAAGAGUUCGUGGAAGAUCCCAUUCAACACGGCGUAUACAAGAUCCGAGCCGUUUUAUUCAGAAUUCGGCACCAACGUCGGCGAAGUGUACAUGAUGAAUAGAUUGGAUUACUUUAAUUACACCGAAAUACCUUUAAUAGGUGCGAAAGUGUUAGAAAUGGCGUGUGGCUCUGACGGAAAGGUGUCUAUGUUAUUUUUCUUACCGACGAGCGGCUCUAUAAGAGAUCUGUUUUAUUCCCUACAAAGAGUGAGACUUAUGUCUAUAUUUAAUAAGUUUAAAUCGUCUAAUAUCACUUUGAUCUCCGUAAAAAUUCCUAGGUUUAAAAUAACUACGGAUAUCGAUAGCAUACCAGAGUUAUUGUACGACAUGGGUGUGAAGAGGGUCUUCCAUCCGGAUUUAGCUAACUUGAGAGGCAUAAGUGAUUAUAAAGUAUACGCCUCUUUAAUGGCGCAAGUGUCUGAUAUAGAAGUGAACGAGGAAGGCGUGGAGGCGACCACUAUUGCAGACUUUUUAAUAUCCAACGAAGUAACCAAGGAGUUUACAGCGAACCGACCGUUCGCCUUCUUACUGGUGGACAAGAAAACUGAAGUUAUUCUCUUUUCUGGUAUGUACUCGGUGCCGAGUAAAUAUUAGAGGGUGUGGAAAAAAAAAACACUUAGAGACUAUUGAAAUUUUAUUAACAAUUUAAAAAUAAAUUCGUAUGACUAGUAUCACAUAAACAGCCUCUUUCGAAUAACAUACGUGGUGAACUUAAAAUAUUUUAAUUAACAUGUGCGUAUUUCAAGGUGAAUAAUACAAAUAUAUGUUUUAUUUUUUACUAAAACAAUUGAAAACUACUGUUAAUGAUAUUUAUCUUGUAAGUGUAUAUAAAAGUAUAUAAUUUAAAUAAAAUUGCAUUAUUUGGGAAUCUGAGAUGUUUAAAACCCUCAGCGACAUGUUAUAUUAAUGCAAUUUUAUUUAAUCUAACAAUAAAUAUGAAAUAUCAAUUUGAAGUUCUCUAUCUUUAUAAUUUAGAAUCUAAAAAUGUACAUAUAUUUUAAUACAUCUUUAUAACAAAAACUAUACUAAUUUUUGUAAAAAGUUUCUUAUUAUAAUUUAUGUUAUACGAACAAUAGUAAACAAGUAUAAUUUGAAUGUGUGCCUAUUAACAGAACGAAGCAUUUAUUUGAUAUAUGAUCGCUGUGACUGAUUGUUAAAAUAAAAAGAGUAUUAUCA
Messenger RNA from Diatraea saccharalis (sugarcane borer), 1881 nucleotides. Lineage: Eukaryota; Metazoa; Arthropoda; Insecta; Lepidoptera; Crambidae. The record is from the annotation of a GenBank genome assembly.